AUGAUACUAGAAAACAGGAUUAUUCUAAGACAAUAGAAGUUACUCGAAAACCUGAGUAUGUUGAAAAAAAACAUGAUUAUUUGGAGAAGAAACUUGAUAGCAAUGAUAAAAGAUAUGAUCAACUUCAGCAAGGAUUUGAUAAAAACAAUAUUCUUCGAACUAAAAACUUUAAUUAACCAAUUAAAGGAAGAACAAUAAUAAACUGAUCGAUUAAAAGCAGAAAUGAUUUAACUUAAAGAGAGAUAAAAGGAAUUUUAGAAAAGAUUAUCAAAAUUAGAGUAAGAUUAUGAACAAAAACAUAGGGAUGAUAGAUAAAAAAUACAAUAGGUUUAAGAUGAAAAUAAAAAUUUACUUCAAAAACUCAACUCAGUCAAUAAGCAUCUAAAUGAAGAAACAAGUAAAGUUAGAGAGUAUGAAUAGUAUAUUAGAGAUCUUGAGUAAGCACUUAAUGAAAAAGUAUAAGAGUAGAAUAUUGAAGAGAUUUAACAAAUUUAUGAAGAAUCAAAUAUGAAAGACCAAAUUAUAGAAUAAUUACAACAGAAGUAUUGA
Paramecium tetraurelia is the source of this 549-nucleotide messenger RNA. RefSeq lists its product as uncharacterized. The transcript is spliced from 4 exons. Lineage: Eukaryota; Ciliophora; Oligohymenophorea; Peniculida; Parameciidae. The record is from RefSeq and is a predicted model, not a curated record.